Messenger RNA from Nanorana parkeri, 3294 nucleotides. It is a transcript of the gene LRRFIP2, whose product is annotated as LRR binding FLII interacting protein 2. Gene Ontology annotation, biological process: regulation of DNA-templated transcription. Bases 200 to 2233 code for a protein of 677 amino acids. The transcript is spliced from 26 exons. NCBI's taxonomy places the organism in Eukaryota, Metazoa, Chordata, Amphibia, Anura, Dicroglossidae. The record is from RefSeq and is a predicted model, not a curated record.
CAAAUCCUCCUGUACCUCCGUGACGUCACGGCGCUGCAGGCUUGGCCGGCGUGGUGCGCCUGCGUCGAGCACGUCACCGGCCGGACGUUGGGAAAGAAACCUCGAGAGAGAGCAGACACACCGGGGUUAUACCGAACGGCUGGCAGCUGUGAAGUUGGCAAGAGGAACUGGAAAAGUUGGAUAGGAUUAAAGACAAAAAAUGGGGACUCCUGGAUCUGGAAGGAAACGUACCCAAAUUAAAGACAGAUUUUCUGCUGAAGAUGAAGCCCUGAGUCAUAUUGCAAGAGAGGCAGAGGCAAGACUGGCUGCAAAACGUGCUGCCCGAGCUGAAGCAAGAGAUAUCCGGAUGCGAGAGCUGGAACGACAACAGAAAGAGGUACAGCUUCACACCCAACGCUACCAUGAUAGAAAAUGGGGACAUAUCCAAAAAUGGAUGGAGGAUUCUGACCGGGCCAGGUACUCUCACCGGUCCAGUCAUCGUCCAUAUCUGAAUCAUACCUACAACUCUUAUGGAAGCAAGAAUAAAUCCUCUUCUUCUCAUAAAGAAUUACUGAGUGGACUUUAUCACGAUCAGCGAAACUAUAGCAGUCUUAAAUAUAGCAAACCCACUUCCAGCUACCUCACUCGGUCCUCUUCUAUCUACAGCGAGCCCUCAGCCACUACUAGAAGCUACAGGACAUCACUCUAUGAGGAUGGCUUUUCUAAUUUGUACAGUUCUCGAACUCCCUCUGACUAUAGCUGCUAUUCAUCUAGAGCCAGCUCGACUAAAAGCAGUCCUGUGUGUACAGAUGAUGAGGGUUCUAUAUCCUCUUGUAGCGCUGGACGGGGGCGAAAGGAUAGUAGUGAAACUGCAGCUGAUUAUUUUAGUCGCUCCAAUCGUAGGGGAAGUAUAGUGUCUGAUGAUGUCAGCAUUGCUGAUCUCAACAGUCUUGAGGAGAAGAGUGACAAGCAGUACACUGAAGGUUAUUCUAGGCCAUCAUCUCGUAAUGCAGUUACUGCACAGCCAGGAACCUUUACUCCUCUCAGUGGAUCAUCGUCUCGAAGAGGAAGUGGAGAUGCGAAUAGUUUAUUGGAUCCAGAUGCUUCACUGAGUGAAUUAAGGGAUAUUUAUGAUCUUAAGGACCAGAUUCAAGAUGUAGAAGGGAGAUACAUGCAGGGACUAAAAGAACUAAAGGAUUCCUUAGCAGAAGUGGAGGACAAAUACAAGAAGGCUAUGGUAUCUAAUGCACAGCUUGAUAAUGAAAAAAGCAAUCUUGUGUACCACGUGGACACAUUAAAAGAUGUCAUUGAGGAAAUGGAGGAACAGAUGGCAGAAUAUCAUAGGGAAAAUGAAGACAAGUCAAAGGAUUUGGAAAGACAGAAACAUGCGUGCAGUAUUCUACAGCAUAAGUUAGAUGAACUUAAAGAAGGUAUUCGCCAAAGAGAUGAAUUAAUAGAGGAAAAUCAGCGUUUUCAGCAGAAAGUAGACUCUCUCACCAGGGAGGUGUAUGAUCUACAGGAGACAGUUAAUUGGAAAGAUAAAAAAAUUGGGGCUCUAGAGAGGCAGAAAGAGUACUUUGACUGCAUUAAAAAUGAACGGGACGAGCUCAGAGAUGAGCUGGCUGAUGUAAAAGAAAAAAUGAAGAUAGGAGAGAAACAUGGCUUAGUUAUUAUUCCAGAUGGUACCCCAAAUGGUGAUAUAAACCAUGAGCCAGUGGUCAGGGCAAUUACUGUUGUGACUCAAGAAGCUGCACAAGUGUUGGAAUCUGCAGGAGAAGGACCACUUGAUGUCAGGCUCCGGAAAUUAGCUGAAGAAAGGGAUGAGCUUGUGUCACAGAUCAGAAAAUUAAAGUUACAGCUAGAUGAGGAGCGACAAAAGAAUUCAAGAAAUGACACUACCAUGACUGAUUCAGCUGGAUUAGAGAAUGGGUCUGACCUGCAGUUUAUUGAAAUGCAGAGAGAUGCCAACAGACAAAUUAGUGAGUACAAGUUUAAGCUUUCAAAAGCAGAGCAAGAUCUAGCUACUAUAGAACAGAAUGUUCUUAGACUCGAAGGACAAGUAGCCAGAUAUAAAAAUUCAGCAGAAAAUGCAGAAAAAGUAGAAGAUGACCUAAAAGCAGAAAAACGAAAACUUCAAAGAGAGUUGCGAACUGCUUUGGACAAGAUGGAGGAGAUGGAAAUGACAAACAGUCACUUAGUGAAGAGAUUAGAGAAGAUGAAAGCCAACAGGACUGCUCUUCUGUCUCAGCAGUAAUGAGGAUGCCACACAGUAACAUAAUGCACUGCUCCACAAUACAAUGCGCCCCUCACCUGGUCUUACUAUAGAAGUUCUUAUUGGCACAGCUGGUGCACCCGCUGCAUGAGCAGUCCAAGGGUUGAGCAGCGACAAGUGACUUGUCGAUCUUUAAUUUAUAAGUGGAUGGAAAGACUGGUAUUAAUACUCUAAACCUUGGUGACUUCUCCUAUUCGACACUCUAAUUUGGGUAACUUUCUGAGCUGAGGCGCAACAAGCUGGAUUACUGUUUUUUUCAUAGGAUAUAUACUUCACUUUAUUAUAAUCAACUUUACUUACACUAAUUGUUUGCUGCUUACUUAUGCUGGUGAACAGAAACUACUGCAUGAAGAGGAUUCUCUACUACAUCCUGGUGACAAGUCCUAUCCAAUUAAGUAAUGAGAGUUGAUUGACUCACCUAACCCCUUCCCUGUUUAAGUUAGUCCUGGAUUCAUGGGGGAGCUCUGUUCUUGCCAAAAUAUGGAUAUUCUAGAAGAAAUAUUCUGCUGAUUUGUGUAAUUUUGGAGCGUGUUCUGCUGACAAGGACAGAUGCCCAGACCACAUCUUAAGUGUCUUGUGUUAUCACUUACAGAACUGUCUUUCAUCGGGGAGGGGGUUAACAAGCCAAGUGCCUUCCUCACUGUAAUUUCAACCUAAUUGCUGUUAAACUGUUCAAACUAUUAAACAGAAUUGCGCUAACAUUUAUACCUAGGAACCUUACAAUUUUUGGGGGGGUCAUUCAUUAAACUUUAUACAUUUUGAACAAAGAAUUCUUUUUGUAAAAAUAUUUUAAUUUGUACAAGAAUUGUAUAACAGAAGCUAGGGACUGUAUAUAAGUGUUUUAUUGCAUGGGUGAUGGCACUGCUGGUUUGAUAGUAUUUUAAUGAAAUGCAUUGGCUGACGUUAUGAAUCGGGCCCAUACACGAUGUCAGAUGUAUUUUGUUGUACAUUGUAAAUUAUAUAAUCUGUUGCUAGAGUGUGAGUGGCGUGCUUAGAUAAAGCAAAUUGCCAAGGGACCUAUUAAAUGGACACUUCAACGGUUA